AUACCCGACGGCGGCGGUAAAUCAUGGCUGAUGAUUGUAUGUUGUUCUAUCUUAUGUUUCUGGUUUGUCGGCACGUCCUACUCGUGGGGAGUGCUACAAGCGGCUCUCGUCGAUCGCGGCCUCGCUCCAGCCUCGACACUCUCUUUUAUUGGCUCCAUCUCGAUUUGCCUUCUUGCCGUCUUGGCAAUGAUCAAUUCGCGCGCCCUGGGUGUCAUAGGCGCACGCAAAAUGGGCAUCAUCGGGGUCCUGUUCAUGGGUCUUGGGCAGAUACUGGCCGGCUUUGCCACGCAUAACGUAGCGGGGCUCUUCAUGACUGCCGGCGUCAUGAUGGGCAUUGGCGUCAGCCAGUGUUUCAUGGUCGUGUCAAUUACACCUGUACAGUACUUUUCCACCAAGCGCGGCACUGCGGUCGGUAUCGUCUACGCAGGCGGUGGGCUUGGUGGUGGGGUCAUUAGCUUGUCCCUCGAAGCAGGCGUACGCAAACUCGGCGUCGAAUGGACGUUCCGCAUCGUCGGUUUACUUAUGCUUGCUACAGGGUUGCCGGCUGCUUGGUUCGUCAAAGAACGAUUCACCGUCAUGCGCAAGCAAUUUAUUGACUGGUCGCUCUUUAAAAACUCGGAUUUCCUUUUCUUGUUUGUCGCAGGAGCACUGGGAACGUUCCCUCUCAUUGUUCCUCCCUUCUUCCUGCCCCUGUAUGCCCAGUCGCUCCACUUGAGCGCAACCCUUGGUGCCGUCCUUGUCUGCGUGUGGAACUUUUCUUCCGCAGUCGGUCGCGUCUUCACAGGCAUCUGCUCUGAUCGUGUGUUUGGCCCGCUUAACACACUCUUCCUUAUCCUCUCCCUCAUCGCCUUAUCACUACUCGUUAUCUGGCCGACCUCCACCUCCUUCGGACCCGUGCUCGUAUUCGCUCUCAUCAACGGCGCAGCUAGCGGCGGGUUCUUUGCCAUCAUGCCCACCGUCGUCGGUAGCGUCAUGGGCACACAACUUAUGGCUGUGGCUUUUGGCAUGAUCGUAACCGGUUGGGUUGGAGGAUAUCUCGCCGGCGCACCUAUUGCGGGUUACAUCUUGACGGCUUUUGGUGGCACUGGCCAUGGCAUCUCGGCCUACCGACCUGCCAUGUUCUAUGCUGGUGGCAUCGCCGCUACCGCCGCCUUAAUCAUUGGCGCACUGAGAUUCCGUAGGAGU
This is a messenger RNA of Laccaria bicolor S238N-H82, 1185 nucleotides long. RefSeq lists its product as uncharacterized. Gene Ontology annotation, biological process: transmembrane transport. The annotation marks the transcript as partial. The record is from RefSeq and is a predicted model, not a curated record. The transcript has a single exon. Lineage: Eukaryota; Fungi; Basidiomycota; Agaricomycetes; Agaricales; Hydnangiaceae. Gene Ontology annotation, molecular function: transmembrane transporter activity. Gene Ontology annotation, cellular component: fungal-type vacuole membrane.